AUGGCGAAUGUCGCGAAGAAUUCUGUUGUUGUGGGAUUGAAAGAUUUGGAGGGACGUUGGAGCCUCAAAAUUUCUGAAGUUUACCCCAUAGCUUUGAAAUUUUUUAAAGAGAAAAACGGGAGCAAAGCCCUGACCUUGACAUACAACGACAGGUUGAAGAUGUUUGCCCUGAUGAAACAGGCUGUCCACGGCAAGUACACACCUUCCUUGAUGCCUGACAACGGAUUGCUGGAUGUCGUCGGCAACAACAGGAGGUCAGCCUGGCAGCUACUGGGGGACAUGUCUCAGGAGGAAGCCAUGAGUCAGUUUGUUGGCAUGUUGGAUCGCUUGUGUCCGCUGUUCACUCACGUCGUCGAGGCUCAUAAAGUUGAGAAUGAUGAGAUGGAGAGGAGGAGGAAGGAGGAAGAGGAAGAAAUGACGCGUCAGUUGAAUGCCAAGGCCGAGGAGGUUAAGAAGCAGCAGGAGAUGAUUCAGAGGCAGAUGUCGCAAGAGUAUGUCGUGAUGGUCAAACACACACAUACACUUACAAGCAAACAUACACACAUACAAAUGUGCAUAUGCAGGGCCUUAGUGAGGAAUGCAUUGAAUCAGCAAACAUACAGCCAGUUUCGGUUGUAUGCGCAACUCCAAUAUCCCAGCAACCCACAACAGCAAGAUGCCUUAGUUGUUCAGAUGCAAGAACAACACUUCAUAAAGUACAUGCAACAAGUCUACAGUCAGCAACAACUCAUCAUUCAACAGCAGCAACAACAACAAAAUUUAAAGCAGCAAAAUGGGCAGGUACAACAGCAGAAUGUUUCUGAAGUAAGUCAACAACUGCAACAGCUCAACAUUCAACAACAUCUCAACACUCAACAACAACAACAACAAAAUAAUUUAACGCAACAACAACAACAAUAUGCCACAACCUCAGCAGUGACAUCAACAACACCGCUAAUGAAAUGCAUUGCCAAUGGAACGGCCUCCCUGUGGACUCGUAAGGACUUGAAGAACUUCAAAGAGUCUCUCAACUCCGAGCAGGACUCUGUCAUCAACAUCGGCUCGGGAGAGCUUGUCACUGUUCGAGUCCCGACUCACGCCAAUGGCACCUCUAUAUUUUGGGAGUUUGCCACAGAUGGGUAUGAUAUUGGAUUCGGAUUGUCAUUUGAGUGGAGUCCCGACUCAUCUUCUGAUGACGUAGACACCUCCAUGAAAGCUGCAUUGCCUGCAACAGCAUCAAAAGAGACGAACAACACUGACGGUAGCAAAGUGAACGUCGCGAAGAAGGUUGAGGUAGUUGUCCCCAUCGUACGGCGACAAUCCCAGUCGGAGGUUCAGUGCGGCAGUCACGUCUACCCAGGCUCUGGUGUCUACCUGCUCAUGUUCGAUAACUCGUACUCACUCUGGAGGUCGAAGACCAUAUUUUAUAGGGUUUAUUAUUCGCAGUAACUGGUAAUCUUAUCGUCACUUUUUUAAGGGUUAACUUACCUCUGUCAUUAUUGUUUAUAUGAUUAUUGUUUGUUAAUUUUAAAUUAUUGUAUGUGACGGCUUUUGUCGUUG
Molecule: messenger RNA, 1539 nt
Organism: Helobdella robusta
Lineage: Eukaryota; Metazoa; Annelida; Clitellata; Rhynchobdellida; Glossiphoniidae
Exons: 9
Coding region: 1-1428 (475 amino acids)
Cellular component (GO): Golgi membrane
Molecular function (GO): fatty-acyl-CoA binding
Source: RefSeq, a predicted model, not a curated record